AUGGAUUGGCAAAGAGCAAUAAAGCUAGGGCUUAGGAACAUUCAAGCAAGAUGGGAUGUUUUUCCGAUUAGGAGGGGAGUGGAGGAGGUGGGGGAUGAGAGGAUCUUCGAUAUCAAGCUUGACAAUGUUAUAUUUGAUGCAAGGAAGAUACAUGCAAACUGCCCAAGGUUUGAUCGGAAGAAGGGAGGUUUAGAGGCAAAGGUGAAUAUGCAGGUAAAUCCUAGGGCGAAGUUGUCAGAGUAUCCAGACAAGGGUGUUUUGACGGACGUUGGUACUGUUUUCAGAAAUGGUAGCAAUUUUUUUGCCAACGUUAUUGCUAAUAAGGGGAGGAUCAUUUCAGAAGAACAUGGAAAGAAUUAUGUAUAUGAACUGAGAUAUGUUUCGAACAAAUAG
This is a messenger RNA of Vicia faba (fava bean), 393 nucleotides long. The record is from the annotation of a GenBank genome assembly. Lineage: Eukaryota; Viridiplantae; Streptophyta; Magnoliopsida; Fabales; Fabaceae.